AUGUCAACAAAAGAACUUUGUAUACAUUUAACAGAACUUCAUGCAAAAUCGUUAUUGAAUGAUAAUGAUACGUUUUUGUUUGAUUGUGAUGGUGUUCUUUGGAAUUUUCCUCAUAUCUUGACAGGUGCAGUUGAAUUAUUAAAUUAUUUGACAGAACAAGGUAAACGAUUAUUUUUUGUGACAAAUAAUUCAACGACAACACAAGAUGAUUAUGCAAAACGUUUCAAUGAUAUUGGUUAUAAAGCUAAACCUGAACAAAUUAUUUGUACGGCAUGGCUUACUGCUCAACAUUUAAAAUCAAUUAAUUUUAAAGGAAAAUGUUAUGUACUUGGAAUGCAAUCAAUGAAACAUGAAUUAGAACGAGAAGGUUUUCAAAUUUGUGGUGGUAUUGGUCCUGAUCCUUUACCUUCCGAUAGCAAUACAGUCACAGUAAAUAAACUUGAAUUAGAAAAAGAUGUUGAUUGUGUGAUAUCAGCUUUUGACUUACAUAUAAGCUAUAUUAAAAUUCUUAAAGCAGCAACUUAUCUUAAUCGACCAAACGUCUUGUUUAUAGCAACGAAUGAUGAUGCAAGUCAUCCACAAAGUGAUGAAACAGUUAAGCCCGGUGCGGGUUCAAUUUUGGCUUCUGUUGCAAUAGCUUCAUGUCGUUCACCUACAAUACUUGGUAAACCGCAUGCACCAAUGUUUGAUGCUAUUCGUUUAGCAUUUCCAGAUGUUGAUCCUAAACGAACAGUAAUGAUUGGUGAUCAAGUUGAAACUGAUAUUGCUUUUGGUAAUCGACAAGGUACAACAACAUUACUUGUAUUUAGUAGAGCAACAAGGGAGAAAUAUUUGGAUACUCUUAAACAAAAAGUAGAAAAACAUACAGCUGAACGAGAUCUUUUACCUCAUUUUUGUGUCAAAGAUGUCGAACAAUUUUUACAAUUUCUUAAAUCAAAUGAAAGCAAUACAUUAUUAUAA
Molecule: messenger RNA, 960 nt
Organism: Rotaria sp. Silwood2
Lineage: Eukaryota; Metazoa; Rotifera; Eurotatoria; Philodinida; Philodinidae
Source: the annotation of a GenBank genome assembly